GCAUCAAUGGACAAGCCCGGAAUUCAGGGAUGUUGCUUUCUGAAACAAUGAAACAAUAAAACAAUCUAAUUGUGUUUUUAAAAAACGAGCUUGGAAGGAUGACUCAGGACAGAGAUAAAUGAAGGGAGCUUGUAUGUGGCCUAUACCCUGUCAGGGGUGAAAGGCAUUGAGGAUGAAUAGUGUUAAAGAUGCCGUAAACCUCUCACUACAGAUCUAUGCAUUUUUCUUAUUUGAUUUUUCAAAAUCAUUUUUAUUUUAGUCUGAUCGUAACCUUGUGAUAGCCAAGGCCAAGUUCAAGUUCAGAAUCGAGGUGUCUGAAUAAGGGGGACAACUCCGGAAGAAUGCUUCUCAUAAAGAGUUUAUUGAGUUAUCAAACUUGGACCGUAUCAAUAAUAAUACAUGACGUAAUACAUUAUAAUGUAUUCCCAUAGACCAUGGCCUGGAACUGUUGCAUAAUAUACUAUAGAAGUUUUGUAGUAGUAGUAGUAGUAGUAGUAGUAGUAGUAGUAGUAGUAGUAGUAGUAGUACUAGUAGUAGUAGUACUAGUAGUAGUAGUAGUAAAUUAGAGUGGCUGGUGAGUGCUCUGGUGUGGUUGGAUCCUUCUUAACUUUUCAAAUAUCUACAGUCCUUAUCUCUCCUCGUCCUCCUUUUUUAAAAAGAAAUGUAGGCAGGCAUAUAUUACGCUCCAGUUAUAUCUCUUAACUUCAGCAUUUAUUUAUAGACUUACAAUUUGUGGUCUAAGUCAAAGUGCCAGAAUACUCUUUCUAGUAUACUGGCCAAAAACUAAAACGUAGCCGAACUAUUAGAUUCUAUAAUAUUAGAUCUAUAUUCUAAAAAUGACGAAAAGAAUAAAGAAGCGAUUUUAAACUGCUCAGUCUACUUACUGUCUCUUAGAGAUUCCUUACAGUGGAGUUCAUAUUGGCGUUGGAAACCACAGAGAUUCUAAAUCUAGAAGUUGUAGUUUGAAGUCUCUACCUCGCAGAAUAAUCUCCUCUAAUCUGAUAACUCCGAGGAGAGUGGUGAAACUGCUGCAGUGGCUGCCUCUGGAUAGUGUCUGGUCAUGGCCUCACUGCGGAGCGGUAGCAAGUCGACGUCCAGUUCUCUGAGUGACGACGCGGUUCUGCGCAAGGUUUACAACCUGAGCUUGUAUCACAUCCUGACCCCGACCAGCCUGAAACAUCUGGUCCGUGAGUGGUUCAAGGAAGACACCCCGAGCUUCGACUAUGCCGGGUUUGUUGUCGGAGAGAAAGAAGAAACCGCUGUGAUAUUGAUGAAAGAGGCCGGAGUCUUCGCUGGGAAGCCUUUUGUCGAUGCCAUCUUCAAGGAGCUGGACUGUCUCGUGGAGUGGCACGUGGAAGAAGGAGAGUAUAUCGAGCCAAUCAAAACCAUCGCCACGGUCACCGGCAAAGUGCGCCACCUACUUCUAGGCGAGAGAGUCGCCCUCAACUGCAUCACGAGGGCUAGCGGGAUUGCCACCAUGGCUCGUCGUCUGGCGAAGAUUGCCUCGCGGCGCGGGUGGAGCGGGGAGGUGGCGGGAACGAGGAAGACAACGCCAGGGUUCCGAUUGGUGGAGAAGUACGCCCUGUUGGUAGGGGGCGUGUCCACGCAUCGGCACGACCUUUCCUCUAUGAUCAUGCUCAAGGACAACCACAUCUGGACGGCUGGCAGCAUCACGCAGGCGGUCAAGGACGCGCGUGUGGUGGGCGGCUUCUCCACGAAGAUAGAGGUGGAGUGUCGCAGCGUACAGGAAGCCACCGAGGCAGCUCAGGCCGGCAGCGAGAUUGUCAUGUUGGAUAACUUCUCUCCGGAGGCUGCAGAGCAGGCUGCUAAAGAACUGAAGUCUCAAUUCCCGUCUUUGAUCAUUGAGAUAAGUGGAGGAAUCACCGAGGAAAACCUGGCCAACUACUGCGUGGAUAACGUGGAUGUGAUAUCGGUCGGCAAACUGACGCAGGGAUACAAGACUAUCGACCUCAGCUUCAAGAUCCGCAAAGCUGGAAAAGAUCCGAGCAAUCCACAAGUCCAGUAGUAGCUUCUUCGGAUCGUUCUUUGCACUGCUUUACUAAAACAUGGUGUGUGACGGGGGGGGGGUGUUCCUGAUGUUUAACAUGUUGCUAUUUUUCAAAGCAGAUAUCUUCCUUUCUUCAUUAUCUACCUAGUCCUUUAAACAAGUCGUGACCUCAGUUCUUUCUUGUCGUAUCUCCAUUUUUUUAAUCAGUGAAAAUGUGACUCCUCUUAAGCUCACUCUUUGUUAUAUUAACUGUUCUCGCUUUUAUUAAAGAUGGAGAUAUGGCAAGAAAGCACUGAGGUCGUGAAGUGAUACAAAUCUGUGCAGAUUAAUUUUCCA
This is a messenger RNA of Aplysia californica (California sea hare), 2344 nucleotides long. Its product is annotated as nicotinate-nucleotide pyrophosphorylase [carboxylating]. The coding region runs from base 1061 to 2026 and encodes 321 amino acids. The transcript has 5 exons. Gene Ontology annotation, biological process: quinolinate catabolic process; NAD+ biosynthetic process. Gene Ontology annotation, molecular function: nicotinate-nucleotide diphosphorylase (carboxylating) activity. NCBI's taxonomy places the organism in Eukaryota, Metazoa, Mollusca, Gastropoda, Aplysiida, Aplysiidae. Gene Ontology annotation, cellular component: cytoplasm. The record is from RefSeq and is a predicted model, not a curated record.